Tupaia belangeri chinensis (Chinese tree shrew) is the source of this 810-nucleotide messenger RNA. RefSeq names its product sialic acid-binding Ig-like lectin 7. The annotation marks the transcript as partial. The transcript is spliced from 3 exons. The record is from RefSeq and is a predicted model, not a curated record. NCBI's taxonomy places the organism in Eukaryota, Metazoa, Chordata, Mammalia, Scandentia, Tupaiidae.
UCUGCCUGCGUGUGCAUUGUGUGGGCGAUUUGGGUUCUGGAUGCAUCGUCUGCAAAGGAAACCCCUUAGCUCUAAUUGACCCCCGACGGGACGCCGCGGGGAUCUGGGCUAGCUCUGUGUCUGCCUCUGCGAGCCGGGCUGCUGGACAGGGAGCUGGGCGUGUCUGAUUUGGGACGUGCGCUCAGCUGUCCUGCGUCGCGGUGGGAAGCUCACGAUCCUGAGACUGAGAGCGAGUGUUUCCAGCACUCGGGCUGUGUGUGUCUCUGUGUCCCUUGUCCGGUCUCUCUGUCUCUCUGCUCUGACCCUCUGUCUCUCUGCAGCACCCACACCCCUGGAGAACGGCUCAUCUCUCCCGGUCCUGGAGGGCCAACCUCUUCGCCUGGUCUGUGCGGCCGACAGCAACCCCCCUUCCAGGCUGAGCUGGGCCAGAGGGAGCCUGGCCCUGUGCCCCUCCCAGCCCUCGAACCCGGGGCUGCUGGAGCUGCCUCAGAUGCACCUCAGGGAUGAGGGAGAGUUCACCUGCCGAGCACAGCACCCUCUGGGCUCCCAGCACCUUUCCCUGAGCCUCUCCCUGCAGAGGCAAGCCCAGCCUGGAGCGGGCGCGAUGCUGGGGGCCAUCGGAGGCGCUAGCGUGACAGCCCUGCUCUUCCUGUCCUGCUGCGUCCUCUUCCUCGUAGUGAGGUCCUUCAGGAAGAAAUCGGCAAGGCCGUCCGCAGACGUGGGGGCUGGACCGGCUGUCGGGGACUCAGCUUUUCAGGUGAGUGACCGGGUGUCUGGACAUCCAGCAUCCAGCCUGGACACCUCCCACAG